This is a messenger RNA of Colletotrichum navitas, 1145 nucleotides long. RefSeq names its product geranylgeranyl pyrophosphate synthetase. The transcript is spliced from 5 exons. The record is from RefSeq and is a predicted model, not a curated record. Gene Ontology annotation, biological process: isoprenoid biosynthetic process. Gene Ontology annotation, molecular function: prenyltransferase activity. Bases 4 to 891 code for a protein of 295 amino acids. NCBI's taxonomy places the organism in Eukaryota, Fungi, Ascomycota, Sordariomycetes, Glomerellales, Glomerellaceae.
GUGAUGGCUCCGUUCGAUUAUGUGAGUUCUCUGCCGUCCAAGGGCGUGCGUGAACAUGCCACCUUGGCUCUGAACGACUGGGUGAACACGACUCCUGAGAGCCUGGAGGUGGUCAUCUCACUUGUGUCUGAUAUACACAACAUGUCACUAAUGCUGGAUGACGUGGAAGAUAACUCUCCGCUCCGGCGCUCUGCACCAUCGACCCACAACGUUUUUGGCAUACCGCAGACGGUCAAUUCGGCCACUUACAUGGUCAUUGACGUUAUCGGACGCGCCUCAAAGCUUGAGAAUCCCGAGCUCCUGGAGGUGGUGAUCGAUGAGAUGAAGAGCCUGGUGGCUGGCCAAGGCCUUGAUCUUUUUUGGACUUAUGGAAUGUGUCCACCUACGGUUGAAGAGUACCUUCAGAUGGUCGAUGGAAAAACCGGUGCCCUCUUCCGAUUAAUCGCCAGACUGCUGGUUGCUAGCAAAAGGGAUCCGCGGCAAGUUCCUGAUUUGAGAAAACUCAUGACGCUGCUUGGGCGAUAUUUCCAGAUCCGCGACGAUUACAUGAAUCUCGUGUCAGACCAGUACAACGACUCCAAGGGGACUUGCGAGGACUUGGACGAGGGUAAAUAUAGCUAUAUCAUGAUCCAUGCGUUGCGCAAUGCACAGCCGAAAACUCUAAACAUUCUCCAAGGGUUGCUGCAACAGCGGAAAGUGGCGGGACGCGCGGGUCCCGGCCAAAAGGAACUGUUCCUUGAAAUAUUUCGAGAGACCGGAUCCCUGCAGCACACUGCCGUGUUAUUAAGGAAUAUAAGGAUAGCGAUAAUCGCCGAAGUGGAAGUGGUGGAGCAGAGUACAGGUAGAACGAACGACAGAUUAAGAAUGCUUCUGGAAGCUCUUAAUGUCUGAGCGGGCAAGUGUUGUUUGUCAUGGGUGGUUUGUCGGCCUCAUCGGCACAAAUUCUGAAACUCGAUUGCCCAGAAGGGUUUUGCCUGUUCCAGCAACAUCAAUGUUAGUAGCAGCUAGUGGAAGGGUUUACUAGGACCAGGAACGCAGGAAUCGCUCUUAGAAACCAAAACACUUUUAAGAAAAUAGAGAUAGUUUGUCAACUCCUUGGCUUAUCGGAGCAAAAGAAACCCCGAUCCAGCUAACGAUUGGUGAAC